AUGCCUCGACGCACCGCGACUCCCGCCACACCCGCGCCCCCCGCGCCCUUGCCCCCGCCCCCGCGCGACCUCGCCGCACUAGAGCAACAGGACCCAGAAUGGGCCGCCAACCUCCACACUCUCCGCCGCCAUUGGAAAUGGGCCAACUUCUCCCAAUUCUUCUACACCUUUGCCCCUCUCCUCGCCAUGCCCGACGUCUUCCUCUCGGACGUUGAAGACGACCUUGCGCGGGGCACCAACCUCUACAUUCCCCGCAUCAUGCAUCGGCUACUCUAUACGCUCUCCCAGGACCGUAAACUCAACAUCGACAACUGGCAGACCGCCCUUCGUCGACAGUACAUGCGACGUGAUCCUACUGCAAAUCCUAUUGGUCCUGAGCCCAAGGUUCCCUCCCGGGACUCCUCUCUCGUGCCCUCCGAGGAUGACGAGGAGGAGUCAAAGGAGCAUAGUUCAGAAGCCGAAUCCAAGCCCAAAGACGACGCUAUGGAUACCGACGGAGACCAGCAGAGCGAAGCAGGCGUUACAGCAGAGACUGCCAAGGAGGAAGAUGGCCAGUCGUCUGUUAAAACGAAAGCUGAGCCUCGUGAGGAGGACGAGACGAUUCCCAAGGAGAGCGACGAUGAACCCGUCAACCCUCCGAAGGCCGAGGAAGAGGAAGAGAGCAAGGACUGGCUUCAGCUCCCAAUGCUGGAGAAGCUCGAUUCCCUCCACCUUCUCACCGAGUGGCAGUUCCAGAACCCCUACAGGCUGCGACAGUUGAUGAAGGAUGACGACGACAUGGCCAACUGGCGCAUCGAACCCAUUGGUUACGACGCCAAAACAAAUGCAUAUUGGUUGAUUGGUCCUGACCGCCUCUGGAUCCAACGUGCACCACCCAAAGCUCCUCGUUCCCGCACCCUCAAACGCAAGCGUCCUGCAGCAACCCCGAAGAAACGCGUCAAGGCUGAUGAGUCCUCGUUCGACGAAGAUGAGGAGGACGAACCUAUCAUCCGUUCCAAACGCUCUCGUACACAGUCCCAGUCCAAGGCGACUGCGUCGCAGUCUCGCUCGCAAACCCACACGAGCGGCCGCGCGACACGGACCUCCCGCCGCAACGGGCGCCCAUCCGGGCUCGACAUCGACGUGAUCUCCGCCGGCAAGAGCACGCGGGCCGCGAAAGUCCAAGCGAAUAAGAAGCUGGACAUCCAGGCGAAGGAGCUCGCCGAGUUCCAACGCCAGGCGGCUGCUCUCGCGCGCUCGAGCCCGCGUAAGACCCGUGCUCCUGCGAGUCCCGCGAAGCGUAUUACCGGGACUCGAGUUAGUGCUCGGUUACGUCAUGCGGGCGGGGCAGGCGACGAGGAUGACAGCGACGAUGAGUGGCAGCAGGUUCCUGAUGAAUGGCUGCAGGAGUCUGCUUCCCCGUCGAGACGCACGAGGACUCGUACGCGGAGCGGUAAGGGCAAAGUGUGGCAAGAGGAGGAGGACGAAGAUCAGGAGCGGGAGUCCGAGCCCGAUGCAGAGCAACAGCAGGACGAGGAGGAAGCAGCGGAGGAUCCGGUUCAGGAGCAGGCUGACGAUGAAGAGCGGAAGUAUGAAGCGCAGCAGGAUGAUGGAGUUGAAAGGAGGGAAGAGGGAGGAGAGGAAGGAGGAGAGAAUGCCGACGGAGCUGGACAGGACAACGGCCUUCUUCAGAAAGCUGGUCUCGAGAGUGGCAAUGUCAGCGAUCUCACUGACCUCUCUGAGCAGGAGGCAGAGCCGCCAGCUGAUGAGGACGAUGAGGAAGAGGAGGAGGAGGAGGCCCCUAAGGUACCACGGAGACGUGGUCGCAAGGCCGCCUUCGGUGUUCGGAGGUCUGGCAGACGGGGUCGAAAAUCGAGGACCGUCAACGAGCAGCCUGAGCAGCAGUUGUUUAUUAAGAGGGCUGUUAAGGAGGCUGAGCCAGAACCAGAUGAGGAGCAAGAAAUGGAGCCGCCGGCUCUGCCAUUGCCUCUAGACUUUGUUGAGUGGGAAGCGAUCGCUAUUACCCUCGCUGAGUGGGAACACGUUGCCGAUCCUUUCGAGAAAGCUACGCACUAUCUCGAGAAGGCGCUCUACAAGAUGCUCACAAAGAACAUCGUCCCGAUUGUCACGGAGGAACUCCGGGAAGCGGAAAAGAGACGUCGCCUGGAGGAGGCGAUCGUUCAUCGCAAACGUUCUUCCCGCAUCGCAAUGAAAGAAAGCGAGAAAGAAGAAGCACGUCUAGCAGCGAAGAGGAAGGCGGAAGAGGAAGAAAAGCUGGCACGUUCGCGACGGCAAGAAGCUCGACGGAAGAAGGAAGAGGCCGAACGGGUCAGACGCGAGCGUGCACGCGAGGAAAGAGCGAAGGAGCGCGACGCACGGGAGGCCAGAGCGAAAGCCAAGGCCGAGCGUCAGGAACGGGAAGAAGCUGCGGCUGCACGAUCUACAGCGACGCCGUCGGUCAAUGGCACCGGGCCGUCAAGCUCCAUACAGCCAAGUCGCGUUGUCACUCCUAACGGCGUACGGACUCCCGACUGGGUUCUCGAUUGCGAGGUGUGUCAUAAGCAGGGUCUGAACAUGGACGAUGGACUACCUAUGGUUUCGUGUGGCUCCUGCAACCGCUGGCAGCACAUCGCAUGCCAUGACCUCAUGGACCAACGCGCUGGUCGCCACAGGCGGGACUGGGACAAGCAACAGUUCUUCUGUAUACGCUGUCGUCAGCGUGCCGUAGAUGGCGGCGCGUAUAUAAGUCACAGAUCUCAGCCUCUCCCAGUGCAUCAGCAGCCGUAUGCGUUGCAAAAUGACCAUGGCCCAAUCCACUUGCAGAAGCCCGGUGGGAUGGAUCCGUUUGCACACUCUGAUCCACGUUACGGUCAUCGGUCUCCCGUUGAGAACGGCGGGGGCUAUCCUCAACAGUACAUGGCAAACAACUCUCCUCCCGUACCCUACGCAAGAGCAUAUACAAGUGCAGGGCUGCCUUUCAAUCAUUACCAGCCCGAGCAACGAGAAUUGUCCCGUCCUGCUCUUCCCUCGCCUCAGGGCUCGUGGAGUGGAAGUAGCAGCGGCUACGCUGCUAGACCGGAGCAGAUGUCGGGGCGGAUGCCAGCAUCGCACUUUGUUCCACAGUACCAACACAACGGCGGGGUUUACGCGAGUAAUCGCAUACCCUCUGCGUACCCGAGCCAUUCCUCCUCCUCGGCACUGCCAUCGUUCAACGAUUCCCAUGACCCUGCUGGAUCCAUGUCGAGCUCUCGCUGGCAGCCACCGGCAGCGAAUGGGUACCAUCCUCCGAACCACAACGCCGUGCAGGAAGCGGCUCAGUCGCUCGCUUUCAUGCACGACGGAAUCAGCCGGUAUAGCAGCCACAGCUCAGGCUGGCCUGCGCAGUCGUCUUCGCACCAUCCCCCACAAACAUAGAUCCUCUGACAGGUCAACCGUU
This is a messenger RNA of Dichomitus squalens LYAD-421 SS1, 3415 nucleotides long. RefSeq lists its product as uncharacterized. Gene Ontology annotation, cellular component: RSF complex. The coding region runs from base 1 to 3393 and encodes 1130 amino acids. Gene Ontology annotation, biological process: regulation of DNA-templated transcription. The transcript has 11 exons. Lineage: Eukaryota; Fungi; Basidiomycota; Agaricomycetes; Polyporales; Polyporaceae. The record is from RefSeq and is a predicted model, not a curated record.